CUCAAAAUAAACUGAUAUGAAGACAAAAGCUUCUUAUGAUGUGGAUCUAAUGGUUUUGAAGAUUAUAGCCAUUCACCACAUGCUAAGGCCCCAGUCAUCUGGUUUUGAUGGAAUUCGUAAGUAACGUCUGUAUAGGCGUUGCUUUGUUGAGGAACUUUUGGGUCUCCAAGCCCCACUAAGAAAAAGUCCUAUCGUUACAUUUGCCAAAUGAGAUAGUUUAGUUAUGUGGAACUUGUAAGUACAUGCGAUGGUAAAUUCCUUCUCCUAAGUCACUAACUGCUGUUGGGGUUUUUCAGGAUUACAUUGCCGGAUGGGAAGGUGAAGGAGGGCAAAAAGUGGAUAACUUCCCCAUUUGAAAUUGCAAGUGAGAUUUCAAAGAGUUUGGCUUCCAACGCUUUGAUUUCUGAGGUCAAUGGGGUUCUAUGGGACAUGAACAGGCCUUUGGAGGGCGAUGCUGAGCUGAGGCUCUUCACAUUGGGCUCAUUCGACAACAAUGAGGAUGUCCGCCACACUUUCUGGCUUCUAGCUCCCACAUUCUUGGACAGGCACUUGAGAUGGAGUAUGGAUGCAGGCUCUGCAUCGGUCCGUGUGCCAGAAUUGGAACAAGACAUGUGUACCACUAGCAUAGAGGGUUUUUACUAUGAUGCAUUUUAUGGAGAUUUUGGCUUGAAUGAUGAACACUUUAAGAAAAUCAAAUCAUGGGCAGAGUGGGCUAUUAAGGGGAAACAACCUUUUGAACGCAUUGAAGUAUUAAGGGAACAAGCCCUUGAGAUGUUUUGUGAUAAUAAAUUCAAGGUUGAAAUCAUCAAUGGUCUUCCAGCGGACAAAACUAUCACUGUAUAUAGAUGUGGCCCUUUGGUUGACUUGUGUCGUGGACCCCAUAUACCAAAUGCAUCAUUUGUCAAAGCAUUUCAAUGUUUGAAGGCUUCUGCAGCCUACUGGAGGGGUAACAAAGAUCGUGAAAGCUUACAGAGAGUUUAUGGAAUAUCUUAUCCUGAUAAAAAACAUGUGCAGGCACAUAUCCAGAAGCUAGAAGAAGCAAAAAAAUAUGACCACAGAGUGUUGGGUAAAAAUCAAGAGCUUUUCUUUUUCGACCCAGUUAGCCCAGGAAGUUGCUUUUUCCUCCCUAAAGGGGCUCGGAUUUAUAAUAAAUUAAUGGAGUUCAUAAAGAAUCAGUAUAGAGAGAGGGGAUACGAAGAGGUUAUAUCACCAAACUUGUACAAUAUGAAACUCUGGGAAACAUCUGGCCAUGCUGAAAAAUACAAAGACAAUAUGUUUUUGGUUGAGGUACGGGAUCAGAUCCAUCAAGCUGGUUAUUAUGUCAAUGUUGACACCAGUGAUAAAACAAUUCAGAAAAAGGUACGACAAGCUCAAAUGGCACAAUACAACUACAUUUUAGUUGUGGGUGCGGUGGACGUUCAAAAUGGACAGGUUAGCGUAUGGGUUAGAGAUAAGGGUGAUGUGACAGUAAUGAGUACGGAGGGCUUACCACAACACUUCAAGGACCAAAUUGAAGCUUUCCAUUAGGAUUCCCUUCAUUUUAUUAUUUAUUUUUGGCGUGCGAUGCUCUGAACUUGUGCCACCUAUUACCGAGUUUCGGACGAGUUUUAGUUUGACAAGAAAA
Prunus avium (sweet cherry) is the source of this 1624-nucleotide messenger RNA. Its product is annotated as threonine--tRNA ligase, mitochondrial 1-like. Gene Ontology annotation, cellular component: mitochondrion; chloroplast. Gene Ontology annotation, molecular function: ATP binding; threonine-tRNA ligase activity. Gene Ontology annotation, biological process: threonyl-tRNA aminoacylation. The record is from RefSeq and is a predicted model, not a curated record. Lineage: Eukaryota; Viridiplantae; Streptophyta; Magnoliopsida; Rosales; Rosaceae.